This is a messenger RNA of Miscanthus lutarioriparius, 246 nucleotides long. NCBI's taxonomy places the organism in Eukaryota, Viridiplantae, Streptophyta, Magnoliopsida, Poales, Poaceae. The record is from the annotation of a GenBank genome assembly.
AUGGCUGGUUAUAGAGGCAACAAUGUCAGAAAUGAAAUAGAAAGCAGAGAACUGCAGUUUACAGAAAGAAGGAAGAGACAUUGCAUAGGAAGGUCCAAGAUGCAGCCUACAGAAUCGACAGGGCUACCAAACUUAGAGCACACGAAACUGGAAGCAGAACUACAAGUAGGGAAGAGGGCAAAUGCAUUUAUUAUUUGUUGGAACCUAUCUUUUGUUGUUUCUGAUGCUCAAAGAAACUUUAUAUAA